Aspergillus alliaceus is the source of this 626-nucleotide messenger RNA. RefSeq lists its product as uncharacterized. The transcript is spliced from 3 exons. The record is from RefSeq and is a predicted model, not a curated record. The coding region runs from base 168 to 533 and encodes 121 amino acids. Lineage: Eukaryota; Fungi; Ascomycota; Eurotiomycetes; Eurotiales; Aspergillaceae.
CUUCCCAGGGCCUCUUAUAUAGCGCAAAACUUAAAGUCCCCCGGUGCCUCGUCCCUUAGUGACUGAAUUGAGUCAAUGGGACGUAAGUCAACAAUACAUUUGUGAAUGUCAUGCGAGUACAUUCUGUCAUCGGAAGAGGGUGAACAGCAUGAUCUCGGUCCCAUAUAAUGAAAAAUCUGAUAUCAGGUGAUAAUCACAUAUCACGUCAGAUAGGGACUAAAAGUAGUGUAUGGAGGGGAUCCAACCAUAAAAUACCUUCGAGUGAUGGAAACGAAGUGAGAGAAUUUGUCCCAGCUGUCCCUACUAGCGUUAGUAGCCGCUCAGGUCACCUAUUCCUCACCAACUUCGUUCUAGCUAGCAUACUUCUACCCUCAACCUCCUAUUACCCUGUGUUCAUCGAUAUAUGUCUAGCUAGAAAUCUAUACAGUCAAUCGCCCAGACACCGGCCACUAAUAUUGUUUCGAUUACUCGAGCCAUCAAGUCCAUCAUUCCAUAUGUCCCCUAAUCAUCGUCUCCGGCAUGUUGAGAGGUGAAUUCCGUUACCCUCUUACCUUGAUGGCUGCAGUAUCCUCUAUAUCGACACCAGUUACCUCAAUGAUUACAAGAUAAACCACCCAACACACUUC